AUGGCAACAACAACCUCAGUAUCGCCGACGACCGUUGAGCGCAACGGUUCCAGGCGAGGUCAAUCCCACUCCACCCCAAGCAGGUCUCAGUCUACAAGAACCAGGAGCACUGCAGUUCCCCCCAGCCCUCACCGCACCAAUUCCACCCACCGCCGCACAUCUUCGCGCCACGCCGCCGUUGAGGAAACAUUGCCGCAUGCAAACCAUGAGGCUUCCAACGUCGCACAAACACACACUCGAAGCUCCAGCAAAGACCGUCCAUCGCGGAACGAAUCAAGCAGAAGUGCGUCCGGCCAUCACCAUCGAUCCAGCCGAUAUUCAGCAGACAUGUCCACAGCCGUCGCAAAUAGCGGAGGGCCCGCUCCCGUAGUGACCGCCCAGGAUUCCAAGCAUGGUGGGAGGUCCGGAAAGUCGAGGACUAUCAUACCAGCGCAGACGGGAAAUUGGGUGUUGGGAAAGACAAUCGGUGCAGGCAGUAUGGGGAAGGUUAAGUUAGCUCGUAGACCAGAAGGGGGUGAACAGGUCGCUGUCAAGAUCGUACCUCGCGGUAUCACCGACGAAGGACACAAUCAAAGCCGCGCAGAUAGGGAGCGCGCCGAGCAUUCGAAGGAAGUCCGGACUGCGCGAGAAGCUGCUAUCGUCACUCUGUUAGACCACCCAUACAUAUGUGGCAUGCGAGAUGUUGUGCGCACGACUUAUCACUGGUACAUGCUUUUCGAAUACGUCAAUGGAGGACAGAUGCUAGACUACAUUAUUUCUCACGGAAGGCUGAAGGAAAAGCAAGCGAGAAAAUUCAGCAGACAGAUCGCAAGCGCUUUGGACUACUGCCACAGAAACAGUAUUGUCCACCGUGAUCUGAAGAUUGAGAACAUCUUGAUCAGCAAGACGGGAGACAUCAAGAUCAUCGAUUUUGGCCUGAGCAAUCUCUUUGCUCCACGGAGUCAUCUGAAGACAUUUUGCGGCAGUCUAUACUUUGCCGCGCCAGAGUUAUUGCAAGCCAAGGCGUAUACCGGACCAGAAGUCGACAUUUGGAGUUUUGGGAUUGUUCUUUACGUCCUGGUAUGCGGUAAGGUGCCUUUUGACGACCAGAGCAUGCCCGCAUUACAUGCCAAAAUCAAGAAGGGCAUCGUAGACUACCCUAGUUGGCUUUCCCCUGAAUGCAAGAAUCUCAUUGCUCGAAUGCUUGUCACUGACCCCAGACAACGCGCUAGCCUUCAAGAAAUUAUGAACCAUCCUUGGAUGGUGAAAGGAUUCGGAUCUGCACCCGAAAACUACCUACCAAUACGCGAACCACUUACACUGCCCCUUGACCCAGCAGUUAUUCAAGCUAUGACGGGCUUUGACUUCGGUCCAUCAGAGCUGAUUCAGAGCCAAUUGACAGAAGUCAUUGAUUCUCAAGACUACCAACGAGCUGUUCGAUUAGCGGUGCACGAGCGUGAAAAUCAGGGACCUCCAAGAGAUCCCGAAAAGAAAAGAGGGUUCGGAUUUGACUUUUACAAGAGGAGAAACUCCAGUAGUCGUGAUACCCUCACAACUCCUAGCGUCGAAGGGUUGGCUCUUGGAAACGAUCCUGUCAACGCUUUCCACCCCUUGGUUUCGGUCUAUUAUCUUGUUAGAGAAAAACAAGAACGAGACAGGCUUGCGGCAAAUCCUGGAGCUACGACUAUGCCACGUUCUCCAGGAGAAGCUCCUCUUCAACUCCCAGAGAUCCUAGCACCAAAGGCAGCACAUACCAACGCUGCCACUUAUGAGAUGCCGGGUGAGAAGGCUACCGGAGGACGCUCAAGACCACGUGCUAGAACGCAUGGCGAAGAUGACGCUGCUGAGGCUAUGAAACACUUGAAAGUGGGUAGUGCGAGUGGUCCAACUUCACCGGCUGUCAUGGAGCCUUCAUCUGAACAACCACAUCGAAAAGAAAGCACCGCAGCUGGUAUUCUAAGACGAUUCAGUACCAGGAAACGCAAAGACAAUUUUGAUAAAUCACACCCACCCCAGGUCACUAUUCAAUCACCACAUGAGCACGGAAGUAUGAGGAAGAGCUUCAGUGUCCGAAGAACUCGUGACCGAGAAAGUGAAGGUCCAUCAUCGAUGCUUCGAUCAGGGAGCAGCCAGCCUCAGCACAGUGACCUCCUAACCCCACCAGGAUCCGCUGAUAACUCCCGCAAUGUCAAUGGGCUGGGAAGAUCAACGAGUGUCAACUCGGCCGACUUCAGAAGAAAGGAUGGUAGAAGAGGUGGUUCAGACGCAGUACCUCCAAAGGUCACAUAUAAGGAUCCAUCCCCAACGAAUGGUUCAGAGCAUUCGACUCUCAAUGAGAAAGGAUCACGCGACCCAGAGCAAAAGGCUCACUUGAACCCAAGAGCGGCUACGAUGAGAGCAAAGUCUCUUGGUCAUGCACGAAGAGAGAGUAUUCAAGCUCGACGAGCACGGAGAGAAGAGGCGCGAGAAGCGAACGUCCCAGAGGAAACUGAUAUGGACGGGGAUGCAAGUGGCUUGUCCACAGACCGUGUUGACAAUGCGGAGCAUGUGAAGCCAGUUUUCCUCAAGGGCUUAUUCAGCGUCUCUACAACAUCUACGAAGCCUGUCCCGGCAAUCCGAGCAGAUAUUAUCAGAGUACUGAGACAGCUAGGAAUUGAUUUCAGUGAGAUCAGAGGUGGAUUCAGCUGUCGACACACACCAUCGAUCGAUCUUAAAAAGGUCAUUGACCUCCAACCAAGCAGUCACGGCAACCAAACCCCGGGUCACAAAAGACGAAUCAGCUUUGGAGGCUUCAUGGGUGGUAACAACAAUGAUAGAGACCGCGAAGACUUCAGAGAUGCAGAAAGAUCACCUCACACUCCUCGGACUCCGGGUCGGCCUCGGGGAGACACGAGCUACACUAAUUCGGAUGCGUCCGAUGAAAGUGUCCCACGACAGAACAGAGGCUCAUCCGCGCGUGCCGUUGGGGAAACAAGCACCCACGUGCAAAGCGAACUGGGCGGGAGCAUGAUAUUAGAAUUCGAGAUCUUCAUCGUCAAGGUCCCUCUUCUCUCGCUACAUGGUAUCCAAUUUAAGCGUUUGCAAGGAGGAACAUGGCAGUACAAAAAUAUGGCAGAUCAGAUCCUGAGAGAACUCAAACUCUGA
This is a messenger RNA of Lachnellula hyalina, 3123 nucleotides long. It is a transcript of the gene kin1, whose product is annotated as Protein kinase. Gene Ontology annotation, molecular function: ATP binding; tau-protein kinase activity; protein serine/threonine kinase activity. Gene Ontology annotation, biological process: protein phosphorylation; microtubule cytoskeleton organization; intracellular signal transduction. The transcript has 3 exons. The coding region runs from base 1 to 3123 and encodes 1040 amino acids. Gene Ontology annotation, cellular component: cytoplasm. NCBI's taxonomy places the organism in Eukaryota, Fungi, Ascomycota, Leotiomycetes, Helotiales, Lachnaceae. The record is from RefSeq and is a predicted model, not a curated record.